This is a messenger RNA of Alosa alosa (allis shad), 2247 nucleotides long. It is a transcript of the gene gmppb, whose product is annotated as GDP-mannose pyrophosphorylase B. NCBI's taxonomy places the organism in Eukaryota, Metazoa, Chordata, Actinopteri, Clupeiformes, Clupeidae. Bases 446 to 1528 code for a protein of 360 amino acids. Gene Ontology annotation, biological process: GDP-mannose biosynthetic process; cell wall mannoprotein biosynthetic process. The record is from RefSeq and is a predicted model, not a curated record. Gene Ontology annotation, molecular function: GTP binding; mannose-1-phosphate guanylyltransferase (GTP) activity. The transcript has 10 exons. Gene Ontology annotation, cellular component: cytoplasm.
GUCAAGUCAUACAUUGCCAUUUUAGUCUUUUGUUGGUGUGCACGCAAACCCAGCAGUCUACACCUGCCUCAGAAUUGGUACAUCUUGUGACCUCAUACGUAGGCGUUGUUGUUGAAUGGCAUUGUGGUCUUGAAACGCCCCUAACGUUACUUGAAUUUCAAGUCUCAUUCAUUAGAGAGGUAAAACCCGUUUUCCUUGUAACAUUAAGUGUAAUUCAUAUGUCGUUGUGAAAGGUAUAUUGGUGGAUAACUGUCGAUCCAUUACCAUUUGAUCGAUAAGAUAUCUACAAGACCACUUAAAGCAGCAGCGUGAUUGAGUUUAGAAGCUACGUUAGCUACGAGGGUGUUAGCACCUUCCAACACUGGUGUUGUUCUUACAUCGGACCCCAUGCUCAGCGGCUUCAUUUCGUGUGUGUUGCACUAACCUCCCUUACUGUGGAUCCACAAUGAAGGCCUUGAUUCUGGUCGGUGGUUAUGGUACACGAUUACGACCCCUGACUCUCAGUGUGCCUAAACCUCUGGUGGAUUUUUGCAACAAACCUAUUCUCCUGCAUCAGGUGGAGGCACUAGUGAAUGCUGGAGUAAGCCAUGUCAUUCUGGCUGUUAGCUACAUGUCGGAGUUGCUGGAGAGAGAGAUGAGGGCACAAGAGGAAAGGCUUGGUAUUACAAUUUCACUGUCACAUGAGAAGGAACCUCUGGGAACAGCUGGACCUCUUGCUUUGGCGAGAGAGUUGCUGUCCGACAACGAGGAGCCUUUCUUUGUACUCAAUAGUGAUGUUAUCUGUGACUUCCCAUUUGAGGAUAUGUUGAAGUUCCACAAGCAUCACGGCAAAGAGGGCACCAUUGUGGUGACUAAGGUGGAAGAGCCAUCAAAAUAUGGAGUUGUGGUGUAUGAGGGAGAGACGGGAAGCAUUCAUCGGUUUGUGGAGAAGCCGCAGGUUUUUGUUUCAAACAAGAUCAAUGCUGGGAUGUACAUUUUUUCACCCUCUAUGCUUCAGAGAAUUCAGUUAAGGCCCACUUCAAUAGAGAAGGAAAUCUUUCCUGUGAUGGCAGAGCAGGGACACCUCUAUGCCAUGGAACUUCAGGGCUUCUGGAUGGACAUCGGCCAGCCUAAAGACUUUCUAACCGGCAUGUGCAUGUACCUGCAGUCUGUUAGACAGCAGACCCCAGAGAGACUGCGCACUGGACCUGGAUUUCAUGGCAACGUACUUGUGGAUCCAACGGCAGUGAUUGGGGAGAAUUGCAGUAUUGGACCAAAUGUGACUUUGGGGGCAGGUGUUGUUCUUGAGGAUGGUGUGCGCAUUAAGCGCUGCACUGUGCUGAAGGGGGCACGUGUGCGCUCCCAUUCCUGGCUCGAGUCCUGCAUUGUUGGCUGGAGCUCCUCUGUGGGCCAGUGGGUGCGGAUGGAGAAUGUGACGGUGCUGGGUGAGGAUGUGAUUGUCAAUGAUGAGCUCUACCUCAAUGGGGCCAAUGUACUGCCUCACAAAUCCAUCACAGACUCUGUUCCUGAACCACGGAUCAUCAUGUAGCCUGGACCUUGCCAACAAACAUCACUCUCAAAGUGCCCAAAUAUGUGACAAACUAGUCAAAGAGGGUGAGGCAACUGAUGGAGCACCUAUGUGUUUGGUUGGUUGUUGAUUGAUUUAUGAUGGGGAAGAAAACUGACUGAUUAUGGACUACAGAAGAGAUUAAACUUCUGAGAGAUAUGCAUCAUAGUGGGCACUAAGUAGCACUAAUUCUAUGGAAGGAAUUCGAGCAUCAGUUUGGUAUUUUCGUAAAAGCGAAGACAUAUUAGUGGGAUUGCUUAUUGGAACUCCACACACCCAUGAAGGAGUUAGGCAGAAGGUUAAGACAUCACAUUGCCUUAAGACCAGUUGGGAUAAGGGUUACUUUUAUUAUGCAUUUUUUUUCUGUCUUGGUUUUUGUCUUUUUUGUAAGCUCAGCUUUUGCCUCCCAGUGUCUUAUGUGUGAUGGGUUUUAUGUUAGAAAGACAGACUGGUCUAGUCUUGUUACUUUGAUUUUAUAUCAUUAUUUUAAGAACCCAACAUUAUAACAGGUUUCCCAAAUGUGCAAAGGUUGUUAUUAUUGGGUGAGGAGCUGCUCAGUUGCAAGGGUCAUUAAUUAAGAGUUUGUAUUCUUUUAUCAGUGAUCAAGAACAAAGAAAUGUGAUGAUGCACCUUUGUCAUUUCUAUCAGUGCAAGAUUCAAGAUUCAAUCCUUUUGCAUUCAUAUAAAAAGAAUCAGACAUC